UAGAACAUAUUUAAAAAUUUGAAAGUCAUUUCAAGGAUCGCUGUAAAUACGAAUAGCAGGAACUACAAUGUAUCCUGUAAUAGUUUGAUUGGUCAACGAAAUACAGUUCAUCAUGGAGUACGUCGAUGCUGCAAAAAGUAAAAGCAACGACAAUUCUUGUAACUCAACUCCUUGUGCUGAAUUAGUAUCAAAUACAAAUUCUAAUGAAAAUUUACUGGUAGAAAAAAAAGAUUCAACAGUAAAACAUCAAAUUCGAGGCAUACAAAAGAGAGAUAAUAAUAUUGCAACUACCUCGCAUGAUCCACCCCAAGAGAACAUAGACUUUAAAGUGAUUUAUAAUAAACAAAGGAUUAAUGUAAAUUUUCCACUUGAUGGCACAGUGGCAAAACUAAAAGCUUAUCUUCAAAAUAUCAUAUCUGUGCCACAAUCUAUGCAGAAAGUUAUGAUUAAAGGACUAGCCAAAAAUGAACAAACAUUAAGAAGUUUGGGUGUUACAAAAGGUGCCAAAGUGAUGGUAGUAGGGUCAAAACUAGAUGAUGUAUUAGCCAUUUCACUUCCAUCAAAACAGGAUUUGUUAGAUGAAGCUGCUUCCACCACAAAUAAAGAACCUUUAUCUCAGCAAAAAAUACAUAGGAAAGUAUUAGAUAAAGGUAUGCCUGAUGAUGUGAUGCCUGGUAUAUUAGAUAGUAAGGAACCUCUACCAGAAUUUCCAUUGGCCGGUAUGUUAAAUAAAUCUGGCGGUAAAGUUAGAUUAACAUUUAAAUUGGAGCAAGAUCAGCUUUGGAUUGGUACAAAAGAAAGAACAGAUAAAAUACCCAUGAAUUCCAUAAAAGGUGUACACAGUGAACCAAUACAUGAUCAUCCAGAAUAUCAUAUUAUGGCUAUACAAUUAGGCACAACAGAAGCUUCGAGAUACUGGAUAUAUUGGGUUCCUGCACAAUACAUAUCCGCUAUAAAAGAUGCUGUUCUUGGCAAGUGGUGCUACUUCUGAUCGAACAUUGAUGGAAGUUUCGGUCUCUUCAAAAACAAAGCGUAAUCAGGUGUAAGCAUUGAUACAAACACGACUGUACUAGUCACACAUUUUUAACAGUAAGUAAUAACUUAUUUUGCGUUGGAUAAUAACUGAUAUGUUCUAAUAAAAGUAUUCUUUCUUUUUAUUAAGGAAAUUUUCUUAGAUAAUUUUUAACUUUGUUAAAAAUGAUAAAAAUAUUUUAUAAAGAUUAAUACAUUUUACGAAUUUAUAAUUACCAUUUCUGAUAGCAAAAAGAAAUGUUUAUACAACAUUGCGAUUUCUGGAUUAUUGAAAUUUUUUAAUAUAUUGAAGUAAUGCUAACUGUAACCUUAAUUUCUCUGAAUUAUAUCGUAUAUAAGAUUUGUAAAUAUCAUAAGUUUUUUAACUCUUAGGAAAAUACGUUAUAUUAAAAAGAAACAUUUUAUUACAUUAGGUAAAAGAAUUGUCAUUUAAAUGAACAGAUUAAAGAACUUUAACUUUUCUGUUUAUUUAAAUAGAAAUGCUUGGAUCUUUAAAAUAAAAGUGAAAUGUUUGUAAAAUUACAUUUAUAGGAGGAAGUGAAGAAAGAAGUUAUGAUGUUGCAUUUACAAUCUUUUGAAGUUCGUCGAGAAAUAAUUCAACUUUUUAGUACAUUUAAUGACACUAAAUAAUAAAUUACAAUAGUUUAGAUAUUCAAAAACGAAUUGUUUCAAAUCUAUUUUUAUAGUUACAGUUUAUGUCGAGUAUCGAAACUGAUUUUAUAAAUGUUAAGUUUCAAAACAAAUUUGUCGCAAAUUAAUUUGAUUCAAUUAAAAAAAAAAAAGAACAAGAAGGUACGAAUUAUAAACGAAAUUCAAGUUGCAAUAAGCUAAGUUAUUAUCAAGAAAUAUAGUCCGCAUUUUGUAAAGAUAGGAAAAAUGCAAUUUUUGGUACGGUGUUACUGUUCGAUUACGAAACAACGAAUUUGUCAAAAUAUAUUUGCACGCGUCUUGAUAUUGGCCUAUAAAACAAAAAUUUGUCCAGGGGAAUUAGCUGUCUCAAAAUUUCGCUACGCACUAGAGUUCAAGUGGACUGUAUAUCUCGACGAGCAUUAUUAAGACGAGCAUUAAAUUAUUAUGUAACGUUAGUAUUAUAAACUGCUGUAAAUUAGGUUUUAUACUGUACAUGUACACAACUGAAGGAACGAGAACCCGGGAAAACGACAAAUCAAACUUGUAUCUACCGUAAUAUCUACAUGGAAUUCAUAACUAUUUGCACAUUCGAAAAACUAUUUCAAUGUCCAUUUAAAAUAAGACUUGUACAUCAUGUUGUGUGAUUUGAUAAAAAUAAACAAUUUUAAGUCUUCUCAAA
Molecule: messenger RNA, 2341 nt
Organism: Bombus terrestris (buff-tailed bumblebee)
Lineage: Eukaryota; Metazoa; Arthropoda; Insecta; Hymenoptera; Apidae
Product: ubiquitin domain-containing protein UBFD1
Exons: 5
Coding region: 113-991 (292 amino acids)
Molecular function (GO): RNA binding; cadherin binding
Source: RefSeq, a predicted model, not a curated record